AACGCGCUCGCCGUCAACCACUGUUUUCCUGUUGUGCGGUAAUAUUUGCGGAGAGCUCAAUAAUAAUACAAUGCCCGCUCCUUAACGUGAUAUAACCGGAAAACUAAUACAUUAAAGUGAAACCAUGAAUUAAGUGCAUGCUGCCAUGGGAACAUCAAGUGCACAAAUGCGAUAAAACAGCAAAUACCGAUGGGGUGGUCAAAUGGCGUUUAGCCCGGUGCAGGAUAGGGAUGAAUCGCACACAAAUCAUGAAGCGGCUUAUCAUCGCCACUGCCUUAGCCUUCAUUGGUGGGUGGACACCGCGCGUGGAUGCGUACUGCGCGCCUUACAUGGGUAAAGUGUGCAGGAAUUACCUCAACAGCACCACAAUGUUUUGGUACUCAGAUGAGGGUGGCUGGAAUAAUGACAAGAUUACCACUAGUCUAUGGGAGGAGUUGAUUGUCACAUUGAAAGAACCCUGUCGGAGUAGUGCUGAAAAAUUGUUGUGUAUGUAUGCAUUCCCAAAAUGUACUCAUGACAAUACAGCACCGCUGCCGCUCUGCUACGAGGAUUGCAUGGCGGUCAAGGAGCAGUUUUGCUACAAUGAUUGGGUCACCAUUGAGGACAAGAAGCAGCGCGGGAUUUAUAUUCGUUCGCGCGAACAUUUUGAGCUUCCCGACUGUAAAAAGUUACCAAAAUAUGAAGUUAAGGACAGGUCGGCUACUUGUUCAUAUGCGGAGAUCAUGGAUGUGAAGAAGGAUGAUGUUACUAUUGAUUGUGUGAAAGGCACCGGCCGAUUUUACCUCGGCAAUACGAAUAUAACAAAAGACGGCCUAGAAUGCCAACGAUGGCACUCGCAAAUACCUCAUGCAUUUGAUCGGCCUCCAUUAUACCUACCAGAAUUACAAGAUGCCGAAAACUACUGCCGUAAUGCCGGUGGAGAAGAACACCAUCCAUGGUGUUUCACAACAAACGCGAGCGUGCGUUGGCAGCACUGCAACAUUCCUAUUUGUGAAAACUCCACCUUGCAGUCCGAGGAGCUGCCCGCUGGCAUCGUCAUGGAUCUCUACUUCUCGCCCACAUUCCUCAUCAUGGCAUCCGCCAUCGGCCUAUUCGCGAUUCUCAUCUUCCUGCUCGCCAUCCUCCUCUGCCACCGGAUACACAAGCACAAACGCGGCUACAACCCGCCUGCGAAUGUACAAGACGUCAACAUUGACUUGGAUAAACUUCCAAGCAACCAGGCCUAUCAUCGCACAGCAGCGCGAUUGAAUCCCAAACUGGAAUUACUCGAAUUUCCAAGGAAUGAUAUUAUUUAUAUCCGGGACUUGGGGCAGGGGGCUUUCGGGAGGGUUUUUCAGGCAAAAGCGCCGGGGUUAGUCCCAGGGGAAGAUUUCACAAUGGUUGCGGUGAAAAUGCUCAAAGACGAUGCUUCUGAUGAUCUGCAGGAAGAUUUUGAAAAGGAGGCGUGUUUACUAGCAGAGUUUGAUCAUCCCAAUAUCGUACGGCUGUUGGGUGUGUGUGCCAUUGGCCGCCCAAUGUGCUUACUCUUUGAGUACAUGGGUCGCGGAGACCUGAAGGAGUUUCUACGGCAAUGCUCGCCGAGUAAUUAUGUCGUGCGCAGCAUUGACGGGGAACAUCAGAGCAUCUACCGCGAUAACCAAUUGAAUCAUUUGGAUCUGUUGGAUAUUUCUCUGCAGAUCGCUAGCGGAAUGGUGUAUCUUUCCGAUCGGAAGUUUGUUCAUCGUGAUUUAGCGACGCGGAAUUGCCUGAUCAAUGAGGAAAUGGUCGUGAAGAUAGCCGAUUUUGGUCUGUCACAAAAAAUCUAUCUUCAGAAUUAUUACAAAGGGGAUGAACGAGAUGCAAUCCCAGUGCGAUGGAUGCCACUUGAAUCAAUUUUGUACAACAAAUACACACCAGAGAGCGAUAUUUGGGCGUUCGGUGUGUGUUUAUGGGAGAUAUUUUCGUUUGCGCUGCAGCCGUACUUUGGCAUGACGCACGAAGAAGUGGUACGUUUCCUCAAAGCGGGUAACGUGCUCGCCUGCCCGGAGAACACCCCCGCGCCUGUCUACGAAGUGAUGAAGUCCGCCUGGGCAGCCAAACCUUCCGACCGCCCUGGGUUUGAGUACAUCCACAAGACUCUCUCGAAUAUUCAACACGCGCAUGCGGAAAUGUACGCACGGCAAAUGCAGCACCUAACCUAGAAUUAGGCAAACGGUAAACACAAAUCAAACCAGUCAAAUGAAGUCAAAACCUAACCUAUAAGUCAAACCGCAGCUCAGUCACAUUUUUUGCCAAAUUCUAUUUCUUAUACAUAUUUAUAGAUAUAUACAAUACUACCAAAUAAGCACAAGCCAAAAAACAAAACAAAAUGGAGGAUGCGAACAUCACAGAAGACGAAUUUGUCAACUCAAACUUUUACCGAUAGGCGUUUUUACGAUUACAAUAAUUAUCUUUAGUACUUUAAUCUUUAUAACUCAAAAAUUGAUAGGAUGAUAAGCUGAUAUACAUGUAUAGAUGGAUGUAAGUGUAAGUAUGUUGUGUGCAUUUUAUAUUUAUAUACUUUAUACGUACGUCGUAACUGGCUGGCUUUGUCGUCUCUCGUUAGAAUUUCGAUUUAUCAACAAUUAUAUUUACAUAAAGCUAUAAGGAGGAAAACAAAAUCAAAGAGACUAGAAUAUUAUACAUUACAAAGGGGAGCGUAUUUGUAAGAAAACAUUUUUAUGACGGAUUAAAAAAAUUUACUACCCUGA
Dalotia coriaria is the source of this 2729-nucleotide messenger RNA. It is a transcript of the gene Nrk, whose product is annotated as Neurospecific receptor kinase. The coding region runs from base 138 to 2180 and encodes 680 amino acids. Gene Ontology annotation, cellular component: signaling receptor complex; plasma membrane. The record is from RefSeq and is a predicted model, not a curated record. Gene Ontology annotation, molecular function: ATP binding; Wnt-protein binding; transmembrane receptor protein tyrosine kinase activity. Gene Ontology annotation, biological process: positive regulation of neuron projection development; positive regulation of kinase activity; positive regulation of phosphatidylinositol 3-kinase/protein kinase B signal transduction. The transcript is spliced from 4 exons. NCBI's taxonomy places the organism in Eukaryota, Metazoa, Arthropoda, Insecta, Coleoptera, Staphylinidae.